GGAAGGCAUGGCAGCGAGCUCUGCAAGUCUCUUGUGGCUGGAAAAAACAAGAUCACAAAUCCAAAAUCUACAGGAAUGGAAGGAUUUUACAAGUAAAUUAUAUGAUGCUGUACAACAACAGAUGACUGAGAAUAAUAUCAACUUCUUCAAUGACCUGUCAGAAACAGAAAAGAUAUUUGUUCUCGACAAAGCAGCCAAAGCUGUAAAGUCAGGUACUACUUACAGUGAACUAUCAGCUCGCAUCAGCUCCAGUUUGGAGGAAAAUAUACUUAGUUAUGUGGCCCAGGAACAACGAGAUGGUGUCAUCCCAAGAAGUCAGUCACAUGUGGUGGCUUCACACAUUCAGGAUGGAGUGAUCAAUAUAUUAGAAAACAGACCAAGCAUGAAGGUAAAACUGCAUGCACUUCUAAAUCAGCCCAUACCGGACACACUCCGAACUUUGGCCUGGAAAUUGCAAUUAGCCAACACAAAAGCCCGCAUGGAAUAUCUGUCACACGUGUCCUUGAACAAGGCCCGAUCUGUACUAGACCGAGAGAUAGCUCUACAUUGUGAGGCUCUGCUCUCAGCGGAACAGACAUUUCAAAACCUGAAAGAUAUCAAGGGAUUUGCAAGAUGUAUGCGGAAUGUGAUGUCCUAUUGUCAUAAACAAGCCAAGAUUGGCCUUUUAGAUGAGGAUUAUCUUUUGCUUGUGCCUUUAACACAGACAGUCUUUGCAACAUCUAAGCCUAGUACAUCUGUAGAUACACUGUCUACACUAUUGGUUGAGGAAUACAUCACCUUUAUGGACUCCCGACCACCCGCCAUGCAUAGGAAUGAGCACCCACAGGAGAGUGGGAUAUUCCAAAAAAUGUCUUUAUCUUUGCAAACUCUGGACCAAAGGCUAGCAGAAACCAUCCAAAAAAUCUAUGCAAAUGAAGCUAGAAAUCCAGAAGAUGCCUUGACACUUGGUCUACAGAGGAUGCUGCAGCCCAUCUUCCAGGUCUUCUUUGUUGGUUAUCUGAAGAUGAAUACACUACUCUACGUGUGGGAUCAGUAUAUCCUGGGACUUGAUGAACCGCAGUUUAAUUGUAUACCAGUUUUCAGUUUAGCUUUUCUGAUAUUAGUCCAAAGACAUCUUAACGACUCAACCAAACAAAGUGAUAUGAAAGCAGUACUAAAGACAGCAGGAACGUCUUUAUCUGUCCAGGAAUUUCAGACUAUAAUAAAUAAGCAUUUUUAUCAAGAUCUCUACAGUUCAUUGAACAAGGGGGGCAGCGAUCAGUUUCCAGUCCAUGAUCCAACACAAGCUACCCCACAUUGGAGUUAUCUUACCAAAGCACCAACAUAUGCAAGAACAAGACCACAAGAUAGAAGACAAGCAAGAGAAGAAAAGGAAAUCUUAAAAAGGCAAAUGGCUGAAAAAGAACAGGGAGAAGAACAGAAGAGACGCCAGCAAGAAGAGGAGCAAAAAAGGCAACAGGAAGAAAGGUUCAACAGAAUGCUAGCAGAAACCAGAAGAAAAUAUGAAGAUAAAGCUGCUUUUGAAAAUCAGCUUAAGCAGGAACAACAGCGCAGCUAUGAAAUAGAGAAAAGGGCGACAGAGCAAAUAAAUGAGUUACAAGGAGAGAUCAGGAGGCUACUGCAGCAAAGAAGGGUAUCUUUUGGUGGCAAUUCAGUAGAAAGCGUUGCGGCUCCGCCCCCCUCCAUCAAUUCACAGCCCCCCACCCCAAUUAGGACGACUCAUAGCCGCCCAUCAACCACAGAAAGUCAACCUGACAACACUGUUAAGGAAGUAAAUGGAAAGACGGCCAAUACUGUUAUCCGCAACCUGUUACAGAAGAUGAUGGAGUCUGCAGAUACACUUAUUAAUGGCCGGACACUGGCAGAAAGGGAUAUUUUGAAUAGUGUUACAAGAAAGCAUCUUAAACAUUACAGUGAAGACGUAAAGAAUGCAGAGAUUGAAAUAUUUGGUCGUGAACUGGAGUUAAAUGAAUUAGACAGCAUGGAAGAAUCUCAGAGGACAGCAGUAUCUGAAGCAACAAAAAGGCGGUCAGAAGCACGUUAUAUGGCCACAGUGAGAGCGAGUGCACAAAUCCUACCACAAAGCGUUGCUUAUACUGUUUAGAAUUAUAAACAAGUAUCUUACUACCAAACUGAAAUGUCAAGCACAAAAAAGUCUAACAGCAUGUAGACUGCAAGCAAGGCCUUUAUGCACAUGACUUUUGAUAUUUUGUAUCCAUGUCCGAUCUGCAUUUUUUGCGGGUUGCACAUGGGCCCGUUUAUUUCUAUGGGUCCACAAAAAAAAAAAACUGGAUCUGUGUGUCCAUUCCGCAAAUUAUAAAACGUAUUGCAGACAAGCAUAGUCAUUUCUAGCAAUGGGAGUGAGAAAUGUGCACAAAGCGUACAGAAGGUGUCCAUAUUUUGUGGAUCCAUGGUUUGCUGACUGAAAUACAGACACGGUCGGGUUUAUGAUGCCUAACAAAAGAAAACACAUUUUGUAUGACAACAAAACCUGUCUAGUGAUCCUAUAUACUCAAGAAUACAGUGUACUUUAAAAAAUAUAUAUAAUAAUAAAUGAUUUAUA
This is a messenger RNA of Bufo gargarizans (Asiatic toad), 2563 nucleotides long. RefSeq lists its product as uncharacterized. Lineage: Eukaryota; Metazoa; Chordata; Amphibia; Anura; Bufonidae. The transcript is spliced from 19 exons. The record is from RefSeq and is a predicted model, not a curated record. Bases 8 to 2104 code for a protein of 698 amino acids.